UCUUAGUUUCAUUUUGUUGUUGUACCACUCUGGUCAUAAUAUGAUAGCUAUUCAUAUAAUUUUAACUACUUUGAUAUGCCUUUCUGUAGAAACUAAUACUACCGAGAAUGAUGAAAAUAAAUUUCAAAAAUUGUGUUUGGACCAAGAAUUUUGUGACGACUGUUUACAGGCGCAUAAAUCUUGUGAAUGGUGCUAUCAGGAAGAUUUUCAUGACAGAAGAUGUAAUAUUGCAUUUUCAAAAUGCGAUCCGAACAAAAUCGAAAGAAACUCCCAAAAGUCAAUGUCAAUAGGAAAAAAUGAACAAUUUUCUGUGAUUCCAGAACAGGCAAGUGCUGAACAAAUGAGAGAAAUUAUUCAAAUCAAGCCUCAGAGUGUUGAUUUGACUCUUAGAAAAGGGGAAGCUGUCACCUUCAAUUUCACCUACAAACCUGCUUCAAACUACCCACUCGAUUUAUAUUAUCUCGGAGAUCUCAGUGCAUCAAUGGAACAUAAUUUGGAGAUUUUGAAAACUCUCGGAAAUAACUUGAAAACAAGCCUUACUGAUCUUACCAAAAACUACAAAUUGGCGUAUGGAUCAUUCAUGGAUAAAACAGAUAUGCCUUUUUACUUCACUGAUCCUGAAAGUUUGAACAAUCCAUGUUACAGUCUUCUGAAGAAGUGUGAGAAAGGUUACCUUUUCAGGCAUAGGCUGAACUUCACUGAUAACACCAACAAAUUUUCCGAAGUGGUUAAUAACAGCACAAUUACCGCCAACGUGGAUGAUCUAGAUGGUGCACUCGAUGCAAUUUUGCAAAUCUUGGUCUGUGGAAAAAAGAUUGGUUGGUCAAGCUUCUCCCGGAAAAUAAUUAUUUUGCCAACUGAUAGUCUUUUGCACACAGCUGGAGAUGGCAAGUUAGUAGGUGCUGUGCUGAAACCAACUGAAAAAUGUAUGCUGGAUGAAACUGGAAAUCAUGCUGAACCGUUGAAGUAUGAUUAUCCAUCUUUGGAGCAGAUCACAAUAUUAAUGCAACAGAAAAAGGUCAAUAUCAUUUUUGCAGUGAAGGAUGGACCUAAAUUCAAAUACUACGAGUCACUCAGCAAGUCUUUAUUGACGGACCAUAGUUUUGUUACAAAAUUGGAUCCAAAUUCUGGGAAUAUUCUUCAAGUAAUAGAGGAAGGUUACUAUAACUUCGCAGAGCAAGUGAAUUUUUACAUCAAUACUACAAAUCACCCAAAUAUCAAGGUGGAAUUCGAAGCUGACUGUGAAAAUAAAGGCCGAUUCAACCGAACUUCCUCAUGUUAUGGAAUUAAAGAUAAACCUGUAAACUUCAGAGUGACCCUUACGCUCGAAAAACAUCCAGAAUAUUCAGAAAGGGGACAAAUGGAUACAUUAUUCGUCGAGGAAAAAAAUAUUGCAGAGAGACUGGAAGUUUCUAUAUCGUACGCGGGAAUUUGUAAAUGUGUGAAUAAGUCAAAAGUAGAACACUGCGAGAAUGGGGAGAUCGAUGGAUGUGGAGACUGCAUCUGCAAACAAGGCUGGAAAGGAAAAAACUGUACCGAAGAAUGUGAUGAAACGACUGUUUCCUGUAGGAAACUCGAGAAUGGAAAAUAUUCACAAUUGUGUAGCGAAAAUGGUGUAUGCGAGUGUGGCAAAUGCAUAUGCAAGGAUUCUUAUUAUCAGGGAAAGUACUGCGAAUUCGAAUGCCCCCUUUACAAGAACCAAAUAUGCGGAGGACCUGCACAAGGAGAAUGUAUCGAGGGAAAAUGUAUUUGCGAAAGUGGAUACGUCGGUGAAACUUGUUCUUGUUCUCUGUCCACUAUCGAUUGCACCUUCGAUGGAACAGUUUGCAGUAAAAGGGGAACAUGUGAAUGCAAUCGAUGUAAAUGUCAAGAAGGUUUCUUUGGAAACUACUGCGAGUCCAACAGAGAGAACAAUAACACAAUAUGUGAAACCUAUGACUCCCCAGUUGAGGAUUUUGUUGUAGGGAAAAAUAUCACCGAUAAUAAUGCCGAAGAAAACCAUAGUCGAAUCAAAAUAUUUGAACAGAAGGAUCUGAAGGAAUCCAAUUGUGGCGAGAUCUGUUCGACUGUGAUAUUCGAUGGAAGCAGCCGUUGUGAAGUUAAUUUCUGUUACUACGCUUAUAACGAAUCCAUAUAUUUACCAAUAGUGAAAAAGUGUUUCAUGACUGCAGGUUUCAUGGGAACAAUAGGCGGAGCACUUAUAGCUCUUUUCACCUUCUUAGCGGGCAUAGCUAUCAUUUUGAUGGUGAAGUGGAAACGAGAUCGAGCAGAUCGACUUGAAUAUGAAAGAUUAAUUAAAGAACAGGGCAAUUUUAGGGGAGAAAAUCCUUUUUACAAAUCUCCCGUUACUAUUUAUUUGAAUCCUAUGAGAGGAAGAGAGCAAAACAAUUGAAAUAAGUUUGUUUUGUUGAUAAAAGAUAAAACUGGAACCUCUGGCGUAGAAAUAAUCACCUGUGUUUCACCAAAGUCAGGAGUAAUGCUUUUCUGGUUAUUGGAAAAAUCUUGUUUUUGAUAGACUCUUUUGAAUGAAAUAUUUUUUAUUUAACUUUUUUUCGAUAAUAAUAAAUCAUAUACAGUUUAGAAGCUGAA
Messenger RNA from Leptinotarsa decemlineata (Colorado potato beetle), 2589 nucleotides. Its product is annotated as integrin beta-PS. Gene Ontology annotation, biological process: cell-cell adhesion; cell migration; integrin-mediated signaling pathway. Gene Ontology annotation, cellular component: integrin complex; focal adhesion; cell surface. Gene Ontology annotation, molecular function: integrin binding. The record is from RefSeq and is a predicted model, not a curated record. Lineage: Eukaryota; Metazoa; Arthropoda; Insecta; Coleoptera; Chrysomelidae.